This is a messenger RNA of Suillus bovinus, 2035 nucleotides long. RefSeq lists its product as uncharacterized. Lineage: Eukaryota; Fungi; Basidiomycota; Agaricomycetes; Boletales; Suillaceae. Gene Ontology annotation, molecular function: protein dimerization activity. Bases 120 to 1910 code for a protein of 596 amino acids. The record is from RefSeq and is a predicted model, not a curated record. The transcript has 5 exons.
GCUAGCUGAGGGUCCCUGGAAAUUGACAACGCUGUUCCUAAAUUUGCCGUUUUCUUGCUUUCCCUUCUGUGACAGCGGACGAUCCUGAAAACCCUUUGGUUUUUGGUAUAGACUGGAAAAUGGACUCAAGUCGCGGCCAAGAAAGCAACUUGAACCUCCAAAAGGACUUCUUGUCCUUUCUGUUUCCGGAAUCUUCCUCCGACCAACAACGAGGCCAUGACUCUCAGCAGAACGAAGCUAUGAACACAGCUGCUGUGCACGGUCAACGUUCGAAUUCCGGGAUGCUCAACUUUACCGGAACCGCCAACUCCCCUCCUUUCAAUCAACAAUUAGAUCUCAUGGACUAUGAGCAAUCUCAUAGCAUGCCACUUCCGGCCUUGCCCAGUUCCACGAGCCUUACACCGCAAGUCAUUUUUGAACAACAGUACAAGCUUACUCAGCUGCACCAGCUGCAGCAGCUUCAAAAUCAAAUUCAGAAUCAAAUUUUUCAGCAGCAGCUUGCCCUUAUCAGUGGGCAGUCAACUGUGAAUACGCAUGAUACCAGCGUCGAGCCCGCAAGGGAUCAGAUAGCAUCGUUUAGUGGCCUUCCGACUCCAGUCUCUUCUACGGAGCUCCGCCCUUUGCCUAACCCGGAGUUCCUCAGCCGUAUUGGCUCACAAUACCCCAAUCCUCAGGACGUGUACUCAUCUCAUCCGCUUGACCCUGUUUCCCUUCCCUCUCCCCAUGAUGCUUCCCUCUCCCCGCAAUAUCUUCGCGAUACGCGCCAUCCAGGUUCUAGCUCUGCACCUGCAAACAUAGUCUUUCAUCACACAAGCCCUGCCAUGCCGCCUCCAGACCUUGAUAUUGACAUUUCUCCGUUGACCAGCCCCUGGCUUGAGGCAUACCAUCACCAACGUCCCCCAAAUAAGCGCACAAUAUCACCAAGUGCAGAAGAUGCGGCGCGUGCGGUACGAAAGCGGGGACCUCCCACGACUUCUCCGGCGUCAACAGUGAAGCAGUCUAUAAGGUAUGCCAAGAGCGCGACAAAUACCCCUCUUCUGCGCUCUACAAGGUCCCGCAGGGAUAGCAUUAUCAUGGAGACGGACUCGCCGUCACCUGUUGACUUGUCGAUGCCGCCUCCCGCACCCCCGGGACCUCGCCAAUCCCCUCCCAAUUCUUCGGUACCAAGCAAUUAUGAAGCGACAUCGCCAAUAACUCCGGUCACUCCCGCAAGCAUAAUGAAUCUUGGCCGUCUGGGUAUUAGCAGUAGCCUCACUACUACUACAUCACCUACAUCUCAAAAAGCUGAUAGAGCGAAAGAACCCGCUAGGGCGAGGAUAGCGCCUGAUAGCAGUGCACCAACCAAAGGAUUCAAGAAGGGCGCAUUGCCGCUCAUCAGUCCUGGACCUAAGCCGAUUUUACCCGCUGGUAUGCCAUCAUCUGUAAAUGCAGGUUCUUCUGCACAAUCACCUCCUAUUCCUAAUCGCAAGUCGCACAAGGACGCCGAACAAAAACGUCGUGAUUCUCUGAAGACUGCAUAUGACGAUUUGCGCGUUUUGCUCCCACCAGUUCCGCUACCUUCUGAUGAAAACUUCCCUGAUGAACCGAUCCUUCCGGGAGCUUUACCACCCAGAGGCCCACCAAAAGCUGGUGGGGAUGGUCCAAAUAAAGGUGUCAGCAAGCUGCAGCUGCUCAGAUGCGGGAACGAAUUUAUUCGAACGCUCAAGGGUCGGGUAGAGCGUCGAGAUAGUGAAAUCGAGAAUCUGAGGAGAGAGGUGCUGAGACUGCGUGUCAUUGCUGGCGAUGCAGCUGGAGGGGAGCAUAUAGAUCUAGAACAGGAUCUCGAUGCUGUUGAAGCUUAUUCGACUUUCCGCCAUUCAUCACUGGGUGCCGUUGCGGAGGGGGAUGAUGCGGACGAUGCCGAAGAGUGAAGGGCAGGCUGCUGUUCUAUGCUAACUACUUCUCCUACCAAAACAUGUAUAUUAUUCUUGAUAAACAAAAGGUGUAAUUGAGUGGACUACCGGCCGGUCAAACUACUCAUAAGUCAGGUGUGUAG